This is a messenger RNA of Helianthus annuus (common sunflower), 4800 nucleotides long. RefSeq lists its product as uncharacterized. The coding region runs from base 1 to 4800 and encodes 1599 amino acids. Gene Ontology annotation, biological process: DNA repair; telomere maintenance. Gene Ontology annotation, molecular function: DNA helicase activity. The record is from RefSeq and is a predicted model, not a curated record. The transcript has 12 exons. Lineage: Eukaryota; Viridiplantae; Streptophyta; Magnoliopsida; Asterales; Asteraceae.
AUGCAGAAUACGUUUCAACAGCUUACUUCAUAUUCUUCUGAACCUCCACACCCUGGCAUCGCUGACGAAGGUAAGUAUAGACGUUGGUUAAGAAAAAUAUAUCUUGAUUAUAAGAAGUCAAAAUCAACAGCACUUCCGGCUUAUUUUGUUAGAGCUGUUCGGGCUAAACAUAGGCGGAAGUUAAGAAAAGUAUACCUUGAUAGUAAGAGAUCAAGGAUUAGUAGAAAUUUGAUUUCUAAAAGUGGAUGCUCAACCUCUUCAUCAUCAACACGUUUUAUUUUGAACAACAAAGAGAAUUUAACUCCCAAUUUUUCAAUACCAACAUUUACUACCCAAUCAUCAACUCUUAUACCGACACGUAAUCAUUUAGAUUCCUUGGUUAACGUAACAUCUUCAAAUUUUACACCUUCUACAAUGAGGAAGGAAGGAAAUGUACUACAAGAUAAGUAUACAACACCCAACCGUACACCCUUUGCAAAUAUAGAAAACAUAACACCAGGAAAUAAUUCUAAAUCUUCGAGAAACGUACCUUUAUCAUCGGGGCCAAUUUCAAGUAAAAAUAUGAGGACAAAUGUUUUGCAUCAUUCUUCAACAUCAGGACGACGUAUGAUGCUGUCAAACAAGGAAAACAUUACACCACUGUCGUGUAUUACAAACAUACGUACGCAAGUUCCCAGUGUACCAUAUUGUUCUAAUGCUAUGUCUUCUUUGACUCCUAUAUCACACGAUAAUAUUGCAACCUCAUCAACUUUACCAUUGAAUGACCGCUACUCUUUUAAUCCUCCAAUAACAAAUAAACGUAACACAAGAUGUCCGAUAUCCGAAAUUACCUCGCUAAAAAAGAUUUCUUCUGGAAAGCGUAGACUUAUUCAUAAACCAAUUGAAAUAGAAGCCAUACCAAUGGCUCCUCUUGAAUCUGAUGAUGAAAAUCAUAUUCACGAGAUUGUUGCAGACGCCACCAAAGGCGUAUCCAAAGAUUACGUUGACCAUGGUGACCAAUCACUUACGUGUGGUUUAUGCUUUGCAAAGUUAUGGGCUACCGAAGGUGGAAAGGGUCGCAUUACACUUCAAAAACAAACAUAUAGCUUAUGUUGUGGAUAUGAUCAAGAAAGCAAGUUUUUCUUAAAGAAUAUAAGACGUUACAAUUCUAUGUUUUCCUUUACUUCAAUGGGAGGAAAAGUCGAUACUAAAAUAAACAAAGGAAAUGCUCCAUAUGUUUAUAGAAUCAGUGGUCAGAAUGCACAUAGUAUGGGUAGUCUUCUUCCUAAGGAGGGUGCCCAGCCAAAAUUCUCACAACUUUAUAUCUAUGAUACUGAGAACGAGCUUGCUAAUAGAGAGUUGCUAUUUGGUGAUUCUACAAGCAAAGCAUCUUUAAGGGCAAAGGAACUUGAUGCUAAAUUUAUAAAGUUUCUUACCAACAUGUUAGAUUCUACGAAUAUGCUGGUUAAAACUUACAGAAUGGUACGCGACCACCUGCACGACAAUCCUAACGUUUCCCUUAAGCUUAGGUUAAUCUCACAGAGAGAUCGUGACGGAAGGACAUACAACUUACCUACGUGUUCCGAAGUUGCUGCUUUAAUAGUUGAUGAACCUAAUCUCAAGAUAGAAAGUCGUGAUAUUAUUGUUGAAAAGCGUUCAGGAGUCCUUAAGCGUAUUAGCGAGUUACAUCCUUCUUACCUUGCUCUCCAGUAUCCGAUUCUUUUUCCGUACGGAGACGAUGGCUAUAGGAUUAAUAUUCCUCAUAGGGAAUUUGGUCCUAACACAAAAAAGACAAGACCAACUUGCACUAUGAGGGAGUUUUUUGCUUAUAGAAUUCAAGAUAGACAUAACAAGUUUUCUCUAAUUCUUAAUGCAAGAAGGUUGUUUCAGCAGUUUUUAGUUGAUGCCUACACAAUGAUUGAAAGUGGGAGACUCAACUUCAUACGUUUUCAGCAAAUCAAACUGAGAUCUGACUCACUUAACAGUCUUAAAAAUGUUCAAGAGGUUGGUCAGAGUGAUUUGAGUCAUACCGGACAACCUGUUAUAUUACCGUCAUCGUUUACUGGUGGUUCUCGAUACAUGAUGCAAAACUAUUUGGAUGCUAUGGCGUUAUGUCGGAAUUAUGGGUAUCCUGAUUUCUUUAUCACUAUCACAUGUAAUCCGAAAUGGCCUGAAAUUGUUAGAUUUAUCGGUGACUCGUCAAUUAAGCCAGAAGACAGACCUGACAUACUUUGUCGAUUGUUUAAGAUGAAACUCGAUGAAUUGAUAACUGAUUUGAAGCAAAAAAAAAUUUUUGGUGAUAUUAAUGCAGUUGUUUACACAGUUGAGUUUCAAAAGCGUGGAUUGCCACAUGCACACAUUUGCUUAUUUAUGAAAGCUGAUCAUAAGCUUCCUACGGUUGAACACAUUGAUCCAUUUAUCUCAGCUGAAAUUCCGGAUAAAAACGAGGAUCCUGAGUUGUAUUCUCUUGUGAGUGACUUUAUGAUUCAUGGUCCUUGUGGACAUGCCAACAAGAAAUGUCCAUGCAUGGUUGGGAACCGUUGUUCUAAGAAUUUUCCAAAGAAGUUUUUGGAAUCCACUUCCAUUGAUUCUGAUGGAUUUCCCGUUUAUAGGAGAAGAGAUUCUGGUCACACGGUUGUGAAGAAGGGUGUUACUUUGGACAAUAGGAGCGUAGUUCCAUACAACAAAAAGCUUCUAAAAAGGUAUCAGGCGCACAUCAACGUCGAGUGGUGCAAUCAGGCGGGUUCAAUUAAGUAUUUGUUUAAAUAUAUUAAUAAAGGACCUGAUCGAGCCACGGUAGCUGUUUUUGAUUCAGACAGAGGUCCAGAUGAGGAGAUCCCAAAAGAUGAAAUUAAAGAAUAUUACGAAGCUAGAUAUGUUUCCGCAUGUGAAGCAAGCUGGAGAAUAUUUGCCAACGAGGUUCAUUAUAGGUAUCCUUCUGUCAUGAGAUUACCUUUUCAUCUACCAGGACAACAAAAUGUUGUAUUUAGUUGUGACGACGAUAUUGAGGAUGUCUUACACAAACCUCAAGUAAAUUCUUCGAUUUUCUUAGAAUGGAUGAAGAUGAACAAUUCUAAGCCUGAAGCAAGACAACUUACAUAUGUUCAGUUUCCUUCAAAAUAUGUGUGGAAGUUAAAAGAUCGUUGCUGGCAGCCACGUCAAAAUUAUGUUGUUAUUGGGAGAAUAUAUUCUGCGUCUCCUUCUCUUGGUGAGGCUUAUUAUCUAAGAAUUCUUCUUACCAAGGUUAAAGGACCAAGAUCAUUUGAAGAAAUCAGAACAUAUGAAGGUGUUGUUUAUCCUACUUUUAGGGAUGCGUGUUAUGCACGUGGCCUGUUAGAUGAUGACAAUGAAUAUAUCGAGUGUAUUAAAGAAUCCAGUUUCACUGGUAACGCUCAUUAUCUUCGUUCUUUGUUUGGAACACUACUUUUGUCUAAUACUCUUUCAAGACCUGAAGUUGUUUGGGAGAAAACGUGGGAGCUAAUGUCCGAGGACAUUUUAUACAAUAUGCGUAAAGAUAGUGGCAUGAGCGGAUUCGUUGUAUCAGAUGAACGUUUAAAGAAUAUAACAUUGACCAAGAUCGAAAAAUUUCUUCUUCGUAAUGGAUCCAGCUUGCACAGGUUCUCAACGAUGCCUUAUCCUGAUGAUGACUAUCUAAUGACCGAGAGCAACCGUUUGAUAAACGAGGAGCUUUCGUUUGACAUUGAUGAACUUAGGGGUGAGUUCAAUAAUCUGCACAGCUCUCUAAACGAAGAUCAAAGAGCAGUGUAUAAUGAAAUUAUGCAUGCUGUUAGAAGUGGAAAGGGGGGUGUGUUUUUUGUGUACGGUUAUGGUGGUACGGGCAAGACUUUUUUGUGGAAAACUUUAGGUGCAUCCAUUAGAUCCACUGGACAGAUUGUUAUUAAUGUUGCUUCAAGUGGUAUUGCAUCUUUGUUGCUAUCACGAGGUCGUACUGCCCAUUCACGAUUUCAUAUUCCUAUUAAUCUCAACGAAGAUUCGGUCUGCCAUAUCAAGCCUAAUACUGAAGUCGCUAAUCUUCUAAACCAAGCCAAGUUGAUUAUUUGGGAUGAGGCACCGAUGGUACACAAACAUGCUUUUGAGGCUCUUGAUCGUACAAUGAAGGAUGUUUUGAGUGUAUUUGAUUCACGAAAUUCAGAACUUCCAUUUGGUGGAAAAGCUAUUGUCUUUGGUGGUGACUUUAGACAAAUCCUACCGGUUGUACAAAAUGGAAGCAGGCAAGAUAUUGUAAACGCAUCUUUAUGUUCAUCCCAUAUCUGGUCCCAUUGCAAGGAUAUUAAUGAUCCGUUACAUCAAGAUUUAUAUAAUCCAGAUGUGUUAAAUAGUGUGAAAGUUUCUGGAUUACCAAAUCAUAGAUUGGUAUUGAAAUUGGGUGUUCCGGUAAUGCUUUUGAGGAAUAUUGACCAGCAAAACGGUUUGUGCAAUGGUACGCGUCUUCAAAUCACACGUCUUGGUAAACGUGUUAUCGAGGCUGAGAUAUUAUCUGGAAGUAAUGUCGGUUCAAGAACUUACAUCCCAAGAAUUAGCAUGAUACCAUCUGACAAAAAAAUACCCUUCAAGUUUCAACGAAGGCAGUUUCCAAUAACCGUAUGUUUUGCGAUGACUAUUAACAAAAGUCAAGGACAAUCUCUAUCCAGAGUUGGUCUAUACCUUAGAGAUCCCGUGUUCUCACAUGGUCAGCUUUAUGUUGCUUUGUCGAGAGUAAAGACUAAGGAUGGCGUUAAGGUUCUAAUAUUCGACAAAGAUGGGAGACCAACAAACAAAACUGCAAACGUUGUUUACAAAGAAGUUUUUGGGAAAUUGUAG